Messenger RNA from Mesocricetus auratus (golden hamster), 2268 nucleotides. Its product is annotated as solute carrier family 26 member 10. Gene Ontology annotation, biological process: transmembrane transport. The record is from RefSeq and is a predicted model, not a curated record. NCBI's taxonomy places the organism in Eukaryota, Metazoa, Chordata, Mammalia, Rodentia, Cricetidae. Gene Ontology annotation, cellular component: membrane. Gene Ontology annotation, molecular function: bicarbonate transmembrane transporter activity; chloride transmembrane transporter activity; oxalate transmembrane transporter activity. Bases 24 to 2156 code for a protein of 710 amino acids. The transcript has 19 exons.
UAUUGCGGGGGGUCAAGGACAAAAUGAGUGGCCCACUCGUGUCUGAGACCUGCCCAGAUCCGGAAGAGGUUUCUGACCUUAAGUCUCCACUGAGCUCUAGGUUCAGGGAACCUCUCACCCACGCUCGGUUCCAGGAGCUCUUCGGGGGCGAAAAGGAGCCGGAGCUACCAGCCGAGCCCUGCUCACCCUGGCUGUGCCGGCUGUGGAGAAGGCGAGCCUGCUCCUGUUCUGGGCCGGGGGCGUGGCGCGUGCUGCAGGCACGGCUGCCCCCGCUGCGCUGGCUGCCCCAUUACCGCUGGCGAGCCUGGCUGCUCGGAGAUGCUGUGGCAGGAGUGACCGUGGGCAUUGUGCACGUGCCCCAGGGCAUGGCUUUUGCCCUCCUGACCUCGGUGCCCCCGGUGUUCGGACUCUACACUUCUUUCUUUCCCGUCCUCAUCUACAGUUUGCUGGGCACUGGGAGACACCUGUCCACUGGAACUUUCGCAGUACUCAGCCUCAUGACGGGCUCUGUUGUUGAGCGCCUGGUGCCCGAACCCCUUGCGGGGAACCUCAGUGGAAUUGAGAAGGAGCAAUUGGAAGCCCGGAGAGUUGGGGCGGCAGCGGCUGUGGCCUUCGGGAGUGGGGCGCUGAUGCUGGCGAUGUUUGCGCUGCAGCUUGGUGUCCUGUCCACCUUUUUAUCCGAGCCUGUGGUCAAGGCGCUGACCAGCGGGGCCGCGGUGCACGUGCUGGUGUCCCAGCUGCCAAGCCUUUUGGGACUGUCUCUCCCACGUCAGAUCGGCUGUUUUUCUCUCUUCAAGACGCUAGCCGCGGUGCUCAUGGCACUGGCCGGGAGCAGUCCUGCAGAACUGGCCAUCUCAGCGCUCAGCCUGGCGUUGCUAGUGCCGGUCAAGGAACUGAACGUGAGAUUCCGGGACAGGCUACCCACUCCGAUUCCAGGAGAAGUUGUCAUGGUGUUUCUGGCCUCUGUGCUCUGCUUCGCCUCUUCCCUGAACACAAGAUACAAUGUCCAGGUAGUGGGACUAUUGCCUGGAGGAUUUCCCCAGCCCCUCUUCCCCAGGCUGGACGAGCUGCCCAGGAUCCUGGCUGACUCACUGCCCAUCGCACUGGUUACGUUUGCCGUGUCCGCCUCCCUGGCCUCCAUCUAUGCAGACAAGCACAGCUACACUAUCGACCCCAACCAGGAACUCUUGGCCCAUGGUGUCUCCAACCUCGUCUCUUCUCUCUUCUCUUGCUUUCCCAACUCGGCCACGCUGGCUACAACCAGCUUAUUGGUGGAUGCUGGUGGGAACACACAGAAGACUGACGGAGGCAGGAGGACCUGGGGCUCCAGGCUGUCUGGGGUACAAGGAGACUGUUUCAAAGCAACACUUGCUGCACAACUGGCCGGCCUCUUCUCCUGCAUCGUGGUCCUGUCGGUUCUGCUGUGGCUGGGGCCCUUCUUCUACUAUCUGCCCAAGGCUGUCCUGGCUUGCAUCAAUAUCUCCAGCAUGCGCCAGAUGUUCUUCCAGAUGCAGGAACUGCCGCAGCUAUGGCACAUCAGCCGUGUGGACUUUGCUGUGUGGAUGGUCACGUGGGUGGCAGUAGUGACGCUGAGUGUGGACCUGGGCCUGGCUGUGGGUGUGGUCGUCUCUAUGAUGACAGUGGUCUGCCGAACUCAGAGGGUGCAGUGCCUGGCACUUGGACUGGCUGAGGGGACCGAGCUCUACAGGCCACUCAGAGAGAGCUGUAAGCUCCUCCAGGUUCCAGGCCUCUGUAUUUUGAGCUAUCCGUCACCACUCUACUUUGCAACCCGUGGGCAGUUCCGCCACAUCUUGGAGUGGCAUCUGGGGCUUGGAUGCAGGUCUCCAAAGCUGGGUAGUCUACCUGACAAAGGUGCGGGGCCCAUCAGAGUGGUGGUCCUAGACUUCAGUGGCAUCACCUUUGUGGAUGCUGCAGGAGCCAGGGAAGUGGUCCAGCUCACCGGGCGAUGCCAGGAUGCUGGAAUCUGUCUCCUCCUAGCUCAGUGUAACGCCUUGGUGCUGGAGACUUUAACCCGGGCAGGGCUCCUGGAUAGAAUGACCCCGGAACAACUCUUUGUGAGUGUCCAGGAUGCAGCUGCACAUGCGCUGGAGAGACUGAAGACCACUGACCCAAAGAUUUGCACAGUGUGGGUCUGACCAAGGUCACUUGGAGUGUGAGAGGCCCUAACCGUAUGUGUGUGAGGAAGGCUACGGCCUUUGAGCCCUUCCCCCCAAUGCAAGCAAUAAAAUGAAGCCGAGAUUAUCUGCA